Messenger RNA from Cinara cedri, 16786 nucleotides. The record is from the annotation of a GenBank genome assembly. NCBI's taxonomy places the organism in Eukaryota, Metazoa, Arthropoda, Insecta, Hemiptera, Aphididae.
CGCAAGCUGAUCACGAGCCAUGCACCAUCUGCUCCUGACCCGGUGUACAGGGACGGACUUAAACUGGCUGCUGGCGCGUGAAUGUGCAUUCAGUUUGAAUUUAGGUGUUCGACUAAGAAGACAAACGAUGUUUCUGUUCGUGAUAAUCGUGUCUGCGUUGACGUCCAUGAGUCCCAUCGGGGCCCGUGCGGAUCUCGAUCAAGAAGACUUGAGAACGAUCAAAAAUCAAUUGAAUUUGCUAAUGGAAAAAAGACAACAGGAUUACCAGCAGUUGGAAAAAUCACUCCACGAAUCUUUUAAAGGAAACACGGACCUGGAUUCGUUGAAAGAAGAAAUUCAAUUGCUCAGGUAAAUAAUUAAAAACGUGUUUUUUUUAUAUUUUUAACUCAAUUAAUUAAUUGAACAGUCGUUUUUAUUUAGAAGAGGUAAAUUAAACGUAAGACCGAUUAUAGUAUUUAUGUAUGUAUUUAUUAUGGACCUAGAUCCAAUAACAAUAGGAUUGCAGUAUUACAUUUAAAAACCUAUGACUAAGGGACACACAUUAAAAAAAUGAAAAAGAUUGAGCAUAACAUAGGGAUUAAUAAAAAUAUAUUAACAAGAAAAAUAACAAUAGGAAUAAGAGGAAUAAAAAUAAAAUAUAAAAGAUAGUUAAUUGAUAUUAUCUCUCUUAAAACAACAAUAAGGUUUAUGAAUACAAAUCAAAAUCAAUAAGGACGGAGUUACCAUUACGUAAAAAAUUAUUCAUUGAGAAAUUAAGUAUAUAGCUGAGGGAUGAAUGAGUAAUACUAUGUAAACAGGAAUCUCUUGUAUUAUGGACAUUGACUUUUAAUUUUAUAAGACUAUAAAUAUAUAUAUAUACUUAUAGUUUAUUACAUAUUUUAUUUGGUUGUUACCGUAAUGUGUCUAAUAUGUAUUAUAUACUUUUUUUUUUGGAAUUUUAAUUAGAAUUCUUACAACGCAAAAUUUGCAUUAAUGAUUUUCAAAAUACCUUGAAUAAUUAUUAACUAUUAUGAAAUAAAUAUUUAAUGAAGUGUGCUUAAACAAAUAUUUAGAUAAAAUUGCAAAUUUAAUACGCAUAAUACAUAUUAUGAUGCGUAUUGAAUUUUUUACAAUAAAAUUAAUUUUAAUCAUAUAAUGUAUUGAUAAUUAUUCUGUCUACAGUAAACGAUAAAACUUCCACGUUAUAAUCCUCGAUCCUCUUAUAAGACUACCCAUUAAUAUAUAUUUCAAUAACUCAUAAAUAAAUGAAUUGAUUAAUUGAUCGAAAAUUGCAUUUGUUCAGUGUACACAUAGUCCUUAAUGAUAAAGUAAACACGGAUCCUUUUUUAGGACAGAAUAUUAUAAUAUACCAGCUACGUAUAUGAAAACGCAUCAUACAUUUGAAUUAUAACUCGCAUCUAGUUUUCUAUAAAACGUUUUCGUUACUAACUUUUUAUUUAAAAAACUUUAAAAUAAAAAACAUACCUACCCAUUUUAGGGUAUAUAGUAAUAAUCUAUACAUAGUGUUAAUAAUAUUCAAAUUAAUAUGGUCGUAUAAGCUGCCAAAAUUAUAAUAACUUACAAAUUAUAAUUAAAACUUAAAAAGAGUUUAAAAAAAAUAAAUAUAAUAAUUGUUACCUGCAAUCAAUCGGAGUAAUAUGGUGUUUAUUUACAGCCGUUAUAAAUUUCGUCAGUCUUGGUUGUACAGUUGUUCACCGAUUGAAGUGUUUAGUUAUCCUGAUUGUCUGGAUUUAAUUAGAAUUACAAAAAGACAAAUAGCGUGAAAUUAAAUGUUAAACCAAGCCGUUAAAAUCGUUAAAAAAAUUCCACUUGCCUGGAGUAUUAGUAUUUUUAGAAAUGGUUUAUUGGCAGACGUGAGAGUUAUUUACAAUGUGUCACGUUGUUGGUUCUUAAAAUGAAAAUUAAAUGAUUAUAUUAUUAAAACGUAAAUAAACACAACUUUAAUAUUUUAUUUUAAACAAAAUUAUAUUCUGUAUAGAUCUGAAUUUAAAAAAAAAAAUAAACGAUUUUGCCGUAAAAAAAACCUCGAAGUUUUUUGUCGAUAUUUACCUAUCCAUAAAAUAUAAAUUAUAUUUUAAUAUUAUCGGUUGUUCUCAUAUAUAAUAUCUGUCGAAUUUUAAAUAUAUUAUUUAAACACUGCUAUAAUUGAAUAUUUAAAAAAUAAAUUGCAUUGCAUCUAGUAAAUAAUUUGUCAUGUCACAAUAUUAAUACACUAUUAUAAAUCGUGCCUAAUAUUUUUAUCACACAGUAUAAUGUUAACUAGUGCUAGAAUAGAAGGAACAAAGUAAAAAUUAUUUUUUAUAGUUAAUAUUUUUAAUUUUUAACGUAUACUCCGUCUAAUUUCUCAUUAUGGACACAGAACCGUCGUUAAGAAAAAUAAAUAGAUAAUCUGGUGUGAUUAAAAAUUUGAUUACUUUAAAUAAGUACCAAAUUUACGAACUUCAAAAAAUGUUUUUACUCGUUUUUUUGUUUAUUGAUAAGUAAUGCAUCUGACGGUAAUAAUACAACGGUAAUCACGUAAUAAAAUACAAAUUAAAUAAUAACUAAGAAACGAUUAGUUUUGCCGAAUUUAAAAUUUAAAUAUCGUUGAAUUGCCUACUCAGUGUUCUAUAAUUCCAAAUUUGGAGUUGGUAUCACUUACCCUACCUAUUUUCGGUCCUGAAUGUAUAAUUAAGAAAAUUAAAUCGUAUAAGGUUCACACCCACGUGCAUGCAGUUGUGCAUCUCUCUUAUAUUUUUUUUUUCUAAUUCAAAUAUUGAAUUAUUAGGUAAUUUAAUUUGUAGACUAUAUAUUGUGUAAGUUCAAUUUAAUAUAGGUAGGUAGUAAACAUUAACCAGUACGACCAAAGUACAUUUAAAAUGUAUAAAAACACAUACCCGGUUCAAAUCAAAUUACAUAGAGUACACCAUAGAUAAAACUUAUUAAACAGUUGUUUGAAAAAAAAAAAAAAAUCAAAUUGCAUUACGUUCUGCACCAACUAUUUUUACUAUACGUAAAUACGGGUAGAUGUUACACUAUUAUAUAGUGACUUUACGGUCCGUUUGUUUUUAAAUCUCGUUUGUUUUUUCAUUGAUUCAAUUUGAAACGAUUUGUCCACCUAUAACAGAAUAAUGGUUCGAAAAUUGACAAUAUUUGUAUGCCAGCUCAUUACGAGUUCGUUUAAUGAUUAAUGAUAAUAUACCUAGGCGCUCAUGUGGCGGAUAUAAGUAUAUAACUGAUAUUACUAUAAAUACAUUAAUCCUAAUCGUAUGUAUUUAAUUCGAUUUCUUCGCACUUAACAUUUAAUUCUGACAUUCUGACAUAAUUGUCCCUUUUUUUUUUUUUUUUUUUCCAUAACCGAAUAAAAACCUAUUCGAAUCGUUUCAGUAGUUCAACUAUUCGAUGGCGACCAACUCCAUUUAAUACGCAAGUCCGAUAUAGUUACUGUUCGGUUGCACGGCCGUCCCAAAAAAUAAUAAUUAUCGUACCUAUUGUGUUUAUACACCUAGCCGCCUUCGUUUUGAAUAAUACGAGAUUGUAUUAUAUUUUAUUCAUAAUUCGCGUUAUACUAUUGUUUUUUUGUAAAGGCGCAGUUUAACGUAUAGGUAACAUUUUAAUAUUUACAUAUAGAAUGCGUAUAUUAUUAGAUCGUGCGUAUUACAUUAUACACCUAUAAUGCAGUAUACACGGUGUCCGGAUGUUCACACAUUCGCGUGUUUAUUUUUAAUUGUUAGACGAGUUACACAUGCGGAUUCGUUUUGGGGUUAUGGUCGGUAAAAAAAAAAAAAAAUUAAAAAAAAUAAAUACACACGAUAUUAUUAUUGUACCAUUAUAAUAUUAUAUCGUGUUAUUCACAAUGAUUAAAACGAAUAAUGUAUGCAUAGGCUUUUCGGUAUAAUAUGUAAUUACGUUAAGAUUAUUUCGGAAACGCGACUUCGGGUGUAGGUAUACGUUUUAGAAGUAUAUAAUGCCUCAUUAAGAACGCCCAUACGUAAGAUGUAUAUACCUACAUGUGGGCUGUUGCGCGUAAUAACAUAAUGUAAUAAUUUAAAAAUUACAAUUAAAUUAUACACAGUAUAAACAAUAGAGUAACUCGUAUUGAACAUAAUAUACAAUUGUUUUUGUUUAUACUAUAUAUAUAUAUAUAUAUAUAUAGGGAAGAGAAUACGAGGAUGUCCCAUUCCGGCAGCGACGGAAUUCGCGACAAAGUGGCCGUGGGAUGGCUGAAAGAGGUGAUCGAAAGCCUGCGAUCGGAAAUGCAAGCGGUGUGGUCGGCCAUCAACGAAACGGCGCAAAUACACAAGACCGUGGCCAUACAAAACGAUCUGCAAGCGCUGCGGAAGGACUUGGAUUCCGAUCGGAAAGACUUGCAAACAAUGCAAGGAGAAUUGUUGUCGGUCAGAAAGAAUUUCGAAGACAUGGCGACCAAACAUUUCGAAUUGGAGAAAAAAAUCAACACCGUGGCUAAACAUCAAAACGUAUUCGAAAAAGUAAGUAGACAAGUAGUACCUAUUAUAUUAUACCCGCAAACAAAAGCAUAAAGCGAAAAAAUCUUAGUAUAUAAUAUGCAUACGAAUAAAUUUUCCAUCGGCUAUUUUAAUUGGUACUUUGGUGAGAGUAAAUAUAUAGUUGGUUAUAAAUAUUUUUCAACCAUCGACUUUAUUAAUCGUUCGGCCGCCUAUAAUUAUACAAUUAAUAUAGUUAUUGUUGCACGUAUUAUUUUUUAUAAUAAUAUAGUGAUGAGAUGUAAAUCCGAGGUUUAUCCGAAAAAUCAAAAUAUCCGGAUUUCAGCAUGGAAAUUCCAAAAUUCGAGUUUUUAAUUGAUUUUUUUUUUUUUUUUUGAAAUAAUAGCACUUUUUCUGAAAGAAAAUUUUUUAUCUAGAUGGUACUACUUUGAUUAGGUAAUUUUUUUGAUUUUCAAAACGGUUAUCGUAAUAAUUUGGAAAAACGGAAAAAUCUAUGUACACGGUACACGUGUAAAAGAAACUUGGCUCCGAAUCGUUAUUCAUUAGAAAUGGUCAAUCGUUGCGUACAGAUAUAAAUUAAAUUUCCCUCUAUAUCCUACUUUCCCAACUUCUCACCUACGCUCGCCGCGAAAUUAAAACGGACAAUGUUAUAUUAUUUAUUUGUCAGCAAUCGCGCGAUAUUCAAAAACGUCGAGUCGAAACGUGGACAGCGAUUAUAACAAUACAACGCGCAACGAAACGCUUCAAUAUAGGGGAGGGGUGUGGGGGCGGGGGAGGGGGCACGAAAAUACCUUGAUAUAAUUGCUCGACGAGCCAUAUGGCAUAUACGGGUACGCGACUAUAAUAUACGUAUACGCUUACGGUGUACAACAUUCGGAUAGUGUCUGUGUGUGUGUGUGUGUAGGGCCCCGCACAUUUACCAAAUGGCGUUUUCGGCGGUUUUAUAUAAUGGAGCGCCGGGAAUGAAAAAACGCUGCUGUUGUUGCCGCGCCGGGUGUUUGUAACACGGCGGCGUAUACGUAUUGCGGUGCACACAAAUAAUAAUAAUAAUAAUAAUAAUAAUAAUAAUAAUAAUAAUGAUAAUAAUAGGCGACCGGAGCCGCCCGAUUGCGCGGGCGGUAACGCAAAAAUCGGAUCCAAAGAAUCGCAAUGUAAUAAUGUUUUUUUUUUUUUUUGUUUUGUUUUACAGAAAAGCAACGAAAACGACGCGAAAAAGACCACGUUCAACAGCGUUUACAAAGUAAGUGCAUUGACGCGCUCACGCGUAAUAUUAUUGUAUGUGCGUACGCGCGUAGGAACGAAAUUAAAAAAUUAUAUCGAGGGUAGGGGGAAGCGGUACCGGUCAAUUUUUUUUUCUACUCAAAAACGCAUUGUUACGCCUCGUUAAACGGUUCGAUGUCGACUGAUUAUAAUUUUGUUUUCCUUAUCCGGACAGAGAAAUACUUCCUGUUUAGCCCGCUUUGAACACGGUUUUUCGAUAUAAGUUUUAUACGCGUUUAAUAGUAAAAAAAGUCGAUUUUAAGCUUCGAAAAAAAAAAAAAUCUUUUAAAUUAACAAGCAGUUAUUCCCGUGAUGAAAUUCCGUAUUCACCAGUAGAAUCUGCAGCAGUAGCCCAUUUCCUCUCUAAAUAUAGAUAGUGGGUCAUAUAGAUAUUAGGACGGUCAUUAAAAUGUUAAAAAUUGGACACAAUUCGGUAAAUCAGACAACAUGGUCCCUUCUUAAUCUUUAAAUUUCGUAUCAAUAUUAAUAUGUUGGGGUGUUUUUCUCCCCUAAACAGCGAGUGACGUUUAACGACGACAGCAACGACAUCGAUCCUCUGCGCACGAACGUGAUCACCACGGUGGUGACGGACCAAGAGGCGCGGGAGCUGGAACAGUUGGAGUCGUCGCGCAAAUCGCUGGUGCACCGCAUGACGCGGCUAGAGAAGCGCAUCAAAGGCGUGCUAUACAGGGAAAGCGCGGCGGUGGAACGGGAAAACCGACUGUCCCGGCUGGAGGCGGACCUGAACGCCACCAAGGAAGCGCUGGCGUUUAACGCCACGCGUCAAGACGCCACGCAGGACCGCCUGCACGGGUCGUUACUGGAGCUACUGGAGAGCGUCGAAAACCUCGACGACCGGGUGGACGCGUGCUUGCCGGAGGUGCGCAAGGAAAUAUCGAAAAUCGAAUUCACCGUGGCCCGGAUUAACGCGUCGGUGGCCAUUAUCAAGGAAGACCAGGUGAGCAUAUUGUUAUCAUUAGCGUUGUCCGUGCCGAUUAUGUAUAGCGACAGACGACGUGUGCGGUCCAAAUACAUAAUAUACGCGCGCGCAUGUGUGUGUUUGUAUGCACAUGUAUUUGACGAUAUUUUUGUACGUCCCUACAGAACAACCAAAUACUGACGACCAAAGCCCUCGGUGAAGGGAUGUCGGCCAUCCAGCGGAAAAUCACGAAAUACGCUGACAAACAGCCCGACACGACCGCGACGACUGCUCCCCGAGUGAGUACAUUUACUGUAAUAUUAUUGUUUACUAUAAUCAUAAUAUGCGUACAGCUAUACACAAAAUUACCAAAAUAUUUUGUUCGAUUUGUUUGUGUGUUUAAACCGUUAUCCACUGCUAUGCGUAAUGAAUCACGAAUAGAAAAAAAAAUUUUAAAAAUACAGUAAUUAAUGUUUAAGGUCGUUAUAUGGUCGGCGUUAAAUAAUUUUUGCUUAUAAGUCGAAAAACGUAUUCAUAUUCGUACUUAAUCCAAUGUAGGUAUAUGGACAGCUGCAGGAAAGUAUUUAGGGGGCAUCCAAAGCCGUCACAUUUCAAAGAGGCGUCAUAAUCUUGCGUAGUAAAAUAGGGGUUUUUAUUUUUAACAUCAACCCCGUCCCACAGUUUACACUUAUUCGAAAGGGUCUUAAAUAUGAAUAUGUUUUAAAGUCCCAAGUAUACGGUAGAAAAAUGCAAAAUGUGCAGUUCAAAAUUCCGACGCGUUACAAAGAAAAAAAGCUGUUCUAGGAUAACGGGGACGGGUGCAGUCACUGUUAUAGGUAAUUUAAUGUAUACCUGUAAGCAACGAUAAACCAUUGGUAACGAAAAAACGAUUCUGAUCCGAGUUCGGUUAAUAAUGAUAUGCGUUAAACAUUUCCUUUAAUAACAUUUGUUUCAUAUCGUACCUAUCUUCCCGUUUUCCCUCUAUACGUUUCGCACAUUUUCCCGUUUCGUUUGAUUUAUUGAAAAAACUCCUGAGAAAAUCAAAAACCCACCUCCUCAAAGUAUCUCCCCGGUCAAAUUUCCUUUUGGAAAAAGAGCCAUCGUUGUAUAAAUCGGAGCAAAAUCGCUGGUAGAAAAAAUUGUCCGCGGAGAAAAAUUGAAAAAAACUCCAUUGUAAAACCAAUACAUUCCUCGUUCCGCUCGGAAUCUGAAAAACGCGUUCUCGCGAAAUGGCGUUAAAAACGUCAAUAAUAAUGCACAUAAUGUAUACAUAUAAAUAUUGUACGUCUGCGAUGGGCACCGUAUUCUUUGCCCAUUAUUACACCUUUCGUAUAGCUACUCUGUAUACAUGGUCGCCUGCAAGCGGAUUUUCGUUCGGCUGUAAUACAGUAGUAUUAUACCUUUAUACGGGUAAUUUAGUAUUUUCUCCGGGCGAAUAAUACAGUAUCGGGACGAAUACCCGUCGCGGUUAAACGGUCCGGGUUCAUUAAUAUUUCGGACGUGUGCCGCGCGCGCGCGCGCCCGCCUUUAUAGAGUAGCAACGAUUUCGCCGAAUAUCGCGCGCCGGCGAGGAAAAAAAAAUUAGAGAAAAAAAAAACAAAACUGGUCCACGUUAUAAAAAACAUCGCGGGUGCUUCGUGUUUUAUACGCGCGCGCACACACCGGUGCCCGGGCGGCGGAGUUAUAAAAACGUCGCGGGAGACGAUAUUCGGGGGCCCCGGAGCGACGCACACGUUUACCCGUCGGCGGCAGGUGGUUCGUGUUUUAUUCGGUCCCGCGCGAGCACGGGGACGAGGUCACAGUCGUCGGACCGCAGCUACAGUCAGGUGCUAGUCACACCUGCCCGGUUCCAUGUGUCGGACGCGCCGGUGAGCGGCGGCCGUGGCUCGCUGUGUGCGUACGAGCGCGCACGUAUGUUAUUAUUAUUAUUAUUAUUACGGCGACGUUCCUGUUGUAAUAAUACGGAGAGCGACGGAAAACGAGACAAAAAAAAAAAAAAAAAAUUACGCGAUAUUUCCGCGAUAAUAGUAUAAUAAUAACUAUCGCCGUCGUCGUUAUAUUAACAAUAAUAAUACAAACAUUUCGAUAAAACGGAAGUCGGGUCGCACUAUAGUGUACGCUGCGCGAAAAACGAAAAACAAAAAAAAAAAACUUUUGUUAUGGGCGUUUUAAAACAAUAUUAUUGUUUCGGGGGAAGAAAACCUGUUUGUACAUAUUAUGGGUACGGUUACCGCGUGAUUAAUAUGAAGAGAGAGAGAAAAAAAAAACAAAUACCACAAUCGUAUUUAUACGUCAUUGUAUACGCAAUGUAUUGCGCACGUCAUAUUAUGACGCGGGCGGACAACCGAAAACAAUAAUUAAACAGUCGAACACGGUUAACCUACCUAUAGGUACCCUGAACGCGGUGUUUAUGUCAAACAAUUUUUAUUUAGAUUUUUCAUGCGCGAUUCCGGAGAGCCGGGACAUUUCAAAAGUACUUACUUUUCGCUAUACCGGGCACGCUCGUAAAAAAUAGCAGUGCAGCUGCGGAUAUUGUGGGCAUGCAUUAUGCAUUGACUAUAUAUGUAAAUAAUAUAAUGGUUUAAUUGGACAAGCAUUAUAUUGCUUUAGGUUUUGAACAAAGUGCAGAGGAAUGUAUUGGAUUUUUUUUUCCAUCGUGUGUAUCUGUAAACAACUUUUCUACCAGAAACCGUAUUCCAAUCGAAAACUUUAUGUAUAGCAACUUGUAGCAUUUUUUUUUAUUAUCUUGUUCGGCGUGCCGGGGCUGUGGAUUUUCGAUUUACCUCGUAUUUUUCUUAAAAAAUCGGAAAAACUUGCAAUUUUGAUCGAAUUCCGGGUUGCCUUUGCAACAAGCGAAAAACUACGACUAACAUAAUACUUUGUUCAGAAUUGUUUUUUGUUAACAACCGUUAAUCGUUGCAUACAGAUAUAAACUAAAUUACUCUACAUUAUAUCCUCCUUUCCAACUUUUCUCCUACAACAGUGGCAUGCCCAUGAGCAGUAUCAGUCUUUUUCAGUUAUCGAACGGUUUUUUUUAAGUACCUAUACUACGUCCUACGUCUUAAUAACUGCAGUUUAUUAUGGAACACAAGUAUGAUAAAUCGAAAUGAUUCAUUCAAUUGACCUUUUUUGAAUAGCGAUAUUAAUAUAGAAACUGACAAUUAUUCCACGCUUACAAUGCUAUUACAAUAUCACUACCUACCCGUACAAUUUAUCAAAUGAUAGCCUCUCAAUUUACCAUCUAUUAUUAUAGAUUUUUUUUUUUUUUUAAUUACCGACACAGCAUUCAAUUGGUAUUUUUUAAUAGACAAUCAUAGGUAUCUACUUGUUAUUUAAUUCAUUAAUAUUGGAUAACGCGACGGUCGCAAGUAGACAAAUGCAUAUUAUACAGGUUUCUAAUUAAAUUAACAUAGUUUUACUAUAUUAUUAUAAACAUCAAAAUCGAAUAAUAAACGUAUAUAAAAAAAUAAAUACAAAAUGUCUGUAUAAAAUUGAUUUUCAAUCUACAAUGAAACCAUUGUUUUAUAAUAGACGAGAGAAAAUUGUACGGAAUGCACGGGUAUAAUCGACGAAUUGGCCACAUUGCAAAAUUCAUUCGAACGAAUCGUCGACGGUCUUCCCAAAGGUAUGUAUACAUGUGAGAACUAUCCCACAUUUGUCAGUGUGCACCCAACUAUAAUUAUAAUAAUUUAUGUACCCACUGAUUGUAUUAUAUUAACAUUUAAAUAUUAUAAUAAUAUACGCGCAAUUAUUUUCACAUUUCAUUUUUUUUUUUUCUAAAAGUUUUUUUUCAUUUGCUAGUCGAAACAAUAUAUUUUAAUGCCUGUAGGUAUGAAAUAAGAAAAAACUAGAAAUACAAUGCCUACCGUGCCUGCGUCAUAUUAUAUAUUUUAUUAGAUAUAUAGGCACACUGUUCUAACUCGGUUUUAAAACCGAUAUUAUACCAUCAUACACAUACAGUUUAGUAAAACGGUCAAUUUUUAAAACACUAUAAACACGUACGCGUAUAUAUAGGUAUAGGUACUCGUUAUAUAGUAUACUAUUUAUAUAUGUAUAUAUAGGUACUUACAUAAUAAAGGAUUAUAAUAACAGUAGACGUAAUAUAACGUCGAAAUGAACUCAACCUGAAAUUGAAAAAGUCCGUUAAAAAAUUCUUGGACCGUAAACUAUACGUAGGGUUGCUCGUACCUAUGUACCCUGGCAGUAAAAGUAUUUAUUUUUUUUUUUUUUUUGCUCGUUAAUUAUUUUGAUCGGUUAACCAUAUCGGAUAUUAUAUUAUAUAUUAUACGACUGCUGCAGGUGGUUUUUUUUUUCAUAUUCAUCCGGUUAUACCUAAGUACUAUUUCAUUGUUUCCGUUUCUGUUAUAAUAAUAUUAUGUUGUAGUCCGGUAGUCGUGUGCACCUAUAAUACCUGUAUGCAUAAGAAUAAGAACACACAAUGUUAAUUACUAGGCACUAUAUAAUAAAUAUUAUACUCGACUAAAAUAUACAAAAAUAUACAUAUAAUAUUAAAUGCUUAUUUUGUAAAUCCGAAUAAAAAUUAAAUUUAUAAUAAUUACUCGGUACAGCUGCUAGAUAGGUAUAUUUCCAUAAACAUAUUAUAGUACACAAUAUUAUCGAAACGGUACCUAGUAUAGAACGAGUAAACAUAUAAUUGAUGGUAGUCGACACCAAAGACCUAUAGAGUGCACAGGCGCAUAUUUUGUAUUCACAACGAUUUUUGGUACGAAAAUGUCCCGCGACGAAAUUAUUUUACCGACAUUUUCUCGUUUAAUUGUUAUUCAAGCCGAUUUUCCUCCGAUCAGUCCGGUCGAUGUAUAGUGAAGCGUUAAAAACUCUGAAAAACUGAUUUAAGUUCAACGUCAAGUGUACGCCGAGAUCGGUUUUGGGCCACAUUUUUCAAUUUGAUUAUAUAUUUUUUUAAAUGCACAUUUUCAAAUCAAAUAUUUGGAAACUAAAGACUGAAAUUAUUCGAAGAAGUAGCCUGACCGAUCUCGUAUAUAUAUAUAACACAUCUGCAGUUCACGCUGAAAUCAAAUUUGUUAUCGAAAUUUGUCUACCGUUUAACUAUGCAUCGAUCAGAUUGACUGAAGGGAAAUUAUAAAUUGCACUUUUUUUUUUUUGUGUUUAGUUAACACUACGGAACACUCUUCGAAUAUGAAACAAAAAUUAUUGACAAUAUUAUAUGAAAUAAAAAUUACGAAAAAAUGUUUUAAAAAAAAAAAAACUAUAAAAAGAAAUAUUCCAAUCAAAUUGGCAUUAAUGCUUUUGUUGUUAAAAUUGUUAACGUGGUGUUUUUUCCCCUAGAUUGUUCACAAGUUAAAUCGUCGGGAAUGUACCUCAUAGCGCCGGGCGGAAAAAGUCCACUGUUCGUCCAUUGCGAUAUAUCGGACGGUAUGUCCUGGAUUACGGUACAGAAAAGAACUAACGACGGUCUAAAAUUUAACAAUAAUUGGAAUGAUUACGCCAAAGGAUUCGGAAGUUUAUACGGUAAAAAAAAAAUAAUCAUUGUUGCAUAUUUUAAUUUAUCUAUAGGUAAUGGUUAUAAUAUAGAUUGUACACGUCUACACAACAAAAUCAAUAUGAUGCGAUAAUUGGUUAUAACUAUAUAUUUAUAACUAACCGUUCGAAAAUAAAUGAGUACCCGAUCUAUUAUCUCGGUGUAAUAAAAUUUAAUGUUAAUCGUGACGGAAUGGAUAUAUGUAAAAUUGAAUAGAUACCCUAGUCGUUAACCCCCUAUAAUGAGUAUACGCGCUGAAACAUUCAUUCAAGCCGAUCGAAAUAAAAAGUAAAAAUAAAUCAGAAUUAUUUUCGUCUGUAUAAAAAAUAAAAAAAAAAUAAAUAAAAAUAUAAUACACCUCAUGGGAAAGUUCAAUAUCAAUAAUAACACGACCCGUUACAACACGAGGUCGCACACGCUGUUCGAAAUCAUUUAUAUUCGUAAAUAACAUAAUAUUAUGUACCUAAAUUUUUGUCCGUUGACACCCCACGAUUCUAUACACGGGAAACCAGUCAACUGUAUACAUAUAUAUUAUUUACAAACCCCUUACCGACGACACAUAAAUUAGAAUAACGGUACUUCUUCAAGGAUAGUUGAUUUCGGCCGUAUAUCGGUAAACAUUAUUACGCGCACGCACUACAUUUACCGACACGCAGUUUCAAUAAAUUGUUAUAAACGCGAUAAAUCGAAAGAAAAAAGAAAAGAAAAAGAACUCCGAACCGAUAGAACUCCAUACGGUUUCCGUUAAUUCUGCAUUUUACCGUAGUCUUCUAAACUAGACGAGUUUAAAAAACAAAACAAAACAAAAAUACCGUGUGGUGAAAUAGUGUAUUUGACGUAAACAUUUAAAUAUCCUCAUAUUAACUAUUAUAGAUUAAAACGUAGCCAUUUUUGUAAGUCUUUGAAUCUACGAGAUUCACGGCCAUAUACCUCACCCAAAUAUAUAAUGUGUUAUGGACCGCAACAGGUAGACAGAAAGAUCAGCAAAAUCACGGUUAAAUAUCUAGCUGUGCUCGAAUGGGAAAGGACCCGUACCCAAACUAAUUUUACUGGCAUUUUCGAGUUCCUCUACUAUUUAUUUCAAAUGGAAUGCAUAGAAUGAUACAAUUUGAACUUUAUUAUUAAAGAUUAUUAAAAAAAAAUUACUACAUUACACAGAAUUUUUGUUUUUUACCACUAAUUACAACACAAGAUAAACCGUGUGUUAAAUUUUCGUUAGGUUACACGAUUUUAUGUGAUUAAAUUAACUAAAUAAAAACCUAAAAAAAAAACUGUCCAAGUAUAAUGGGGACGGGUGCAGCAAGUGCCACCCACUGUUGUAGGUGGAAAGUUAAAGGUAGGUAGGAUACAGAAGGGAAAUUAAUGUAUAUCUGUAAACAAGGAUAAAUCAUUGCUAACGAAAAAACGAUUCUGAGCGCAGUUUAGUUGAUAGUGAUGCUUUGGUCAACAAUAAACAUGUCAUAUUAUGGUAAAAUGAUUAAAUAGGCGUUAUAUAUUGUCUUUAAUAAUAUUUGUUUAAUAUUGUACCGAUUUUCCUAUGUUUUUUCCGGGCUUCAAAAUCUGCUGGAAAACUCAUGGGAAAAUCGAAAAAUGACUUCCUCCCGGAUCUCCCUAAAAUACCACCCCAAGAAAAUUUCCUCUCAAAAAAGUAUUAACAUCGUAAACAUCGGAGUAAGCUUUCUGUUGGAAGAGUUCAUAUGAAAAAUAUAAAUAAAUAAACAUUUUUAUAAAACCUAAAGUAAUACAUUCUUCGCUUCACUCAGAAUCUAAACUUCGAAAAUUUAAAAUGGUUUUAAAUAAUUAUGUUAUAAGAAGUAAUAUUUUUUUUUCGUAAAUUAUUAACUACAAAAUUAUGUUUGAAAACAAACGGACAUACUUCGCACGAUGGGUAGGCCAUUUAAUAGGGUGGGCGAGAAGUUGGUAAGGUAGAGGUGAAAAUGAAUGUAUUACGCAACGAUUAAUCAUUGUUAACGAAGAGCGAUUCUGAGCAGAGUUCGAUUAUACAUAUUUUGAAAGGCCGUAAUAUUUACGAUUUGAAAAUAAUAAAUUUCGUAAAUUUUCCAGGUUUUUCCCAUUUAUUAUGAAAACCCAUAGGAAAAUCAAAAAAAAAAAAAAAAAUGAUCUAUUUAAAAUACCACCAAGGUCAAAUUAAUUUUUUACAGAAAAGGUAUUAGAUUUGAAAAUCGGAGCGAAAUUGUUUAUAGAAAAGUUGUUUACAGAAAAAAAAAAAAAAGAAGAAAAAAACGUAAUUUUUAAAACCAAUAAAAUUAAUCUAAAAUUAGUAUAAGGGGUGUGGAGGCGAACCCACACACGAUAUAAAAUAGGUACCGGUAUCCAGGCACGUAUACAGGGGGGGGGGUGGUUGUUGUUCAACCUCCCUCCCCGAAAAUUAAUAGUUGUGCAAUUUAUUUAUAUAAAUUUAAUUUAAUUUUUAUAAAUAUUGAUUAUUGUACAUUUUUUAUGAACCCUCCCUCGAAUUUUAUUUUUUGUGUACGUACCUGCUUAUAUUACAAUUAUUAUUGUGACGUAUCUACCUCGGUACUCACUUAGCACGUGUCUAGCGUACAAAAUAGAUAUCGUUUGGGUAUAAUUUCUACACCAUCCUGCGUUUAACCGUAAUAAAUAAUAAUAAAUUAAUUAUUGAAAUCGUUUCCAGGUGAUUUAUGGCUCGGCAAUGACGCCAUCCAUCGAUUGACAGCCGACAACGGAUCUUCUUUACGUAUUCAAAUGACAGACAUUUACGACAACGAUUGGCGAGCAGACUACGCACAUUUUGCAAUAUCGGACGCCAUUGACGGUUACCGAUUGAACAUUUCCGGAUACGAUGGUAACGCCACGGACGCUUUAACGUUCCAAAACGGUCACCGGUUCAGCACGGAGGAUCGCGACCAAGACGACAGUACGGCCAACUGUGCUGCCAACUACGAGGGAGGAUGGUGGUACUCGCGGUGUCAACAUGCCAACUUGAACGGCAAGUACAACUUUGGGCUAACGUGGUUUGACAUCAGUCGCAACCAAUGGAUGGCGAUUGCCAAAAGCGAAAUGAAAAUUGGCCGUCCAGUGGCCAGUGUGUAACUGUAUAAAUCUUAGAAUAAAACUAUGUCCGAACAUGACCAAAUAAUAUUAGUUAGGUAGUUUUAGUCAUGCAUCUGAUGACAUUUUAACCAUGUGUGCUAGUCAAGUGAGACAAUGUUGAACUAUUUUUAUAUUAAAUGCAUAUUGUCUGAUUUUUUUUCUUUAGUAUUUAAAAUUUAUAUUUUGAACUGAUUAGUUAGUAGUAGACAUUGAUAAUUUUCUAUACAACCAAUUUGUUUAAUGUUUAUUUCAUUAUAGAUAUUUAAGAAUACUAUGUAUACAAGUAGGUACCUGUAAAUUUAAAGCAAAUUGUACGUAUUAAAAUAUUGUAAUUUGUAUUAAUUUAUCUAUAGUUUUAAUUUUUUUUAUGUUAAUUUCUGAUCUCAAAACAUGAUCAAUAUACAUUAAACAUUUCAUCAUUUGACAAUAAUUACCUAUUGAUUAGUUAUAAUUAUAUAUUACUUUUACUUUUAUAUUAUAUUAAAUUAUCACUGCACAUAAUUUAAGUAUAUUUAUUGUACAGAAAACACAAUAUUUUAAAAGCACCAAUACAAAAAUAAAAUGCAUGAUAUUUAUGCUCAAUAUAUGAUAAAUACUCUUAAUUUGUAAUGUUCAUAAAGUACUGAAAACAACAUAUUUUGUUAAGUAAAUAAUAAUAAAUGUAUUAAUUGAUGAUUUAACUAUUUUAUUAAUAUAUAAAUAUUUUUAUAUAAAAAAAAUCUCCUGUUAAACUUAAAAAAUAAUAAAUUGUCAAAUUUAUAUAUAAAUUAAUAAUAAAUAUAUAUACAAAAUAUUUUACAUAAUAAAAUAAAUUAAUAAUAAAUAAGUGAAUGGUGUAAAAAAAACUAAAUAAUACAACUGUUGCUGUAAUAGUGGUAUAUAUAUCACAGUUCUUUAAACAACCAAGCAAUUGAAAAAUAGUAUAUUAUGUUAAAUUUUAAGAAUGGAAAUAAAUAAUAAAGUUAAAUAAAAAAAUUCACAGCCUUUAAAAAAAUGAAACGUACAUUAUUUAAGAAUUUCGCCUAUUUAGUAUAUCAAAAAGCACUUCAUUGGAACUGUUUGAAUAUUCCGAAUCAUCAGAAUCACUCUCAGGUAAUGUUAAAUGCUUAUUGUCAUCACCAAUAAUGCCAUAUCGACUGUCAAUUGACCUUGAAUUUAUAUACUUUUGCCACACAUGUCCAAAAACACCAAUCAUGCAUAAUGCUAAACCUAAAAAUUUUGCACUAUUCAUUUUAUCACCAUUCCAUUCCACAGCCAAAAUCAAAGUGCAAAUUUCCUGAUAAAUAAUCCAAUUAAAAUUAAUAAAAAAAAUAAAUAAAUAAAUAAAUACAUUAUACUAACUUUUAUAAUUCCAACUACACUUAGUGUUAUACUAGAUGUUUUGUAUACAGCAAAAUAUUCUGAAAUUUCAAGACCAAAGGCCAGGCUCGAUCCAAUUAAAAUUCGUGAGAUCAUUUGUAAACAUUCAGUGUUUUUAUUACUACUCCACCAAUUUAAAAAUGCAUUACCUGUUCAAUAAAAUUAAACUUUAAAUAUUAUAAUAUAGACACAGAUAUGAUCAAUAUAAAGAAUAUAUAGUAGGAACAA